Paralichthys olivaceus (Japanese flounder) is the source of this 2894-nucleotide messenger RNA. RefSeq lists its product as uncharacterized. Lineage: Eukaryota; Metazoa; Chordata; Actinopteri; Pleuronectiformes; Paralichthyidae. Gene Ontology annotation, molecular function: calcium:proton antiporter activity. Gene Ontology annotation, cellular component: endomembrane system; membrane. Gene Ontology annotation, biological process: intracellular calcium ion homeostasis; calcium ion transmembrane transport. The record is from RefSeq and is a predicted model, not a curated record.
ACUCCUCCGUGAUUUAACGCGUACGUACGUUUCACUGAGGAGAGGAUCACUGAAGUGGUUCAAUAUAGGAGUCAGAGCGGAGGGAGACAUGUCUCUGCCUCACAGCCCGGACCCCAGCAGCAGCAGCAGCAGCAGCAGGAGGAGGAGGCCGGCGGACCUCACACCAGAUCCUUCGUGGGAUCAUGAUCUCCCGGCAGGUUACAAUCAUGAACAGAUCCACGACCAAGGUCAACCUCUUAUUUCAGCAGGCACUCCCCCCACACAUCACUCCAUUUGUCCACAACACCGAAUGUGCACCACAAAGUGCAUAUCUGCACACACAUGUGAUGACAGCUGGGAGGAGAUUCAAAGCAAGAGAACCAUCAGAGCGGAGAACGAAGUGGAAGCCAACAAACUGGUCAACAACUACAGGUUUGGUUUUCGGAAGUGGAAGAGCCAUGUGACAGAGCGUCCGUUUGAAGACAGGUCAGAGGUUGUGAAAGAGCUCUACUCCGAACUGAAUGUCAUCAAACCAUAUUCAGGUUCAGGUCAUUUUAUCACAUGUGGAAAUGUACUGUAUGUGUUUCUCUUUGGCUGGUGGGUCUCCCUGGCAUAUUUCCUGGUCAGCAUAUUGAUGUUCAUCACUGUCACUGGUGUACCAUAUGGGAGGCUUUGCUGGAAGUUGUCCUGUUACUUCAUGUGGCCGUUCGGCAAGUCAAUUCACGAGAUUGGAAAUACACUGAGGAGAUGUUGUGAGCAAGCACCAGACUGUGAGUGCAACACAGACGGGGUGGAGGAUAACUCACCUGUUCUGCUACCCUCAACCACAGAGGAGCCAGUCCCAGAGAUCCCGAGACGACCCCAUCGCACUCCCCUCUGGCGGUGUUUCUCCACCUACGUGUGGCUGCUGCUGGGAUACCCUCCUCUUGUGGUCGUCCACUCCCUGGCCUGCCUCUUCUCCUGGAUCCUAAUCUUCACCAUCCCUGUGUCAAAGAUGAAUGCACGGACUCUGGCCGUCAUUCUUCUUCUGCCUCCUGAGGAUGUUUCUGUUUCCUCUACCUCACAAAGACAGCAUCAAUGCUACGAGACCAGAGCACUUCUGUGCUGCUACCAUGCUACAAACUGGUACUACUACAAGUACACUGUCGAUGGGAUCAAUGUGUUCGCUGUCAACCUCCUCCCUCUAGUAAUUGUUGCUAUAGUAAUUGGAUACAUCGACAGACAAAAUGAUUACGCCAGCUCUGAUGUCAAGUUCGCCAUAGCGCUUUGCUCCAUGAUACCUCUGUCGUAUUACAUCGGUAUGGGCAUCGCCAGCAUCUCAGCUCAGAGUAACUUUGCUGUGGGUGCAGUGGUGAACGCCACCUUCGGCUCCAUCACAGAGUUGACCUUCUACAUCACCGCUCUGAUCAGAGGUCACCAGGCAGCCAACCCGUGUCUGCAGGAGGUCGUUAAAGCGGCGCUGACUGGGACGCUGCUCGGAUGCAUCCUCUUUAUUCCUGGCAUCUGCAUGAUAAUCGGUGGACUCAGACACAGUGAACAAAGAUUCAACAGUCGCUCUACAGGAGUGAGCUCUGCUUUGCUUUUCAUCUCUAUCGGAGGUGUAUUUGCCCCCACGUUGUUCUCCAAGGCUUAUGGGAACCUGGUGUGCGAAGGCUGCACCAACUCCAGUGGACAAAACGCCUCGAGCAACAGCAGCGGACCGUUUGUCUGCCACAACUGUCACUACGACCUGAACAACGGAACACUGUUCCACAACCACGUUGAACCGCUGGUGUUCACUGUGUCGACCCUCCUGCCUGUCGCCUACAUCAUCGGUCUGAUCUUCACGCUGAAGACUCACUCCCACAUUUACAACAUCCACGUGGGAGAAGGACAGAUGACCGGCCACCAUGGAGCAGUGGUCCACUGGUCUCGCUGGAGGUCUCUGAUCAUCCUCAUCAUGGCCACCGUGCUAACGUCUGCCUGUGCUGAUCUUGCUACCGAGCACAUCCAGCCGAUUUUAAACCAGCCCAACAUCUCUCAGUAUUUCAUCGGGGUGACAGUUCUCGCUAUGGUUCCAGAGAUCCCUGAGAUUGUUAACGGGGUCCAGUUUGCUCUCCAAAACAACAUCAGUCUCAGUUUGGAGGUGGGAAGCUGCAUUGCUGUGCAGGUUUGCAUGCUACAGAUUCCAAUACUGGUCUUUUUUAACGCUUUCUAUGACGUGGGCUUUGUGCUGUUAUUCAGUGACCUGCACCUGUGGGCCAGCAUGUUCAGUGUGAUCGUCGUCAACUACAUCUUCAUGGACGGAAAAUCUGAUUAUUUUCAGGGUGCAGCUCUGGUGGUUGUCUACCUUAUUCUUCUGGCUCUGUAUUACUUUGCUCCGUAUCCAGCUGAAUGCUGAGCGUGGAUCAUUGAUUUUCACCCAAAGUUGGACUUUUAAAGCCUGAAAGAAACUGAAAGUACAAAUUCAGCACCACUCCAUGUUGAUAUAUAUUUACUGAAUAUUUGGGACUUUUAAUACGUAUUUAGUUUUUUAAGGUUUACUCUGAGUUAGAUGAUAAUACUGAACAUUUUGAUGUGAGGAAGUUUCUUUUGUUACUGCUCAAACAUGUAACUCGUACUACUGUAAAGGUUUGUAAACAGACCUCUUAGUGAACUGUGGUAAAGGGCUUUUUUUUUUUUUUAAACGCAAAUGGAUAUCAUGAUGUAAAGAAUAUGCACUAAUGGUAUUUUAAGUUAAAUUUAAGUUACUGUUGUUAACUUUGUAUACUUUUUAACUCCAAAGUGUAAAUAUGGAAUAUGUAUUUUAAGAGUUAAUGAAUAAGCGAUAUAUUUUUACCCAUUAAUAUUAAUAUGGUUGAAAUUGCAGGACGUUCAACCAGCCACAUCUCUGCCAAAGUGGCAAUGAGUUCAAAGUGAUAAGUGAAUAAUACAGU